Castor canadensis (American beaver) is the source of this 1461-nucleotide messenger RNA. The record is from RefSeq and is a predicted model, not a curated record. NCBI's taxonomy places the organism in Eukaryota, Metazoa, Chordata, Mammalia, Rodentia, Castoridae.
UUGCCACCCCUUGCUUUGUAGAGCAAAGAAAGGAAGAGAGUCCCAGGGAGGUGAACACAGUGCCCAGACAACAGACGUCUACUGGAUUACCUCUGCGUUUAUUUUUGGUUAAUAUUCUCCCCUUUUCCUCCCCAGUAAUCGGCAACACCCAUGUGCCACUAAUUGAAAGACAGUCCUUGCUGAGGCGGGUACUUCAUGACUCAGCAGCCAGUGGCCCAGUGAAGCCAUGGUGGUGUCCAGCAUGGCCAUGCUGCUCCUGGGCGCGGUGCUGCUGGUGGCGCAGCCCCAGCUCGUGCCUUCUCGCCCUGCCGCCCUUGGGGCCGAGCCCAGCCAGCAGGAGCUCCUGCGAAAGGUGGGGACCCUCCAGGAUGACAUCCGAGAAGGCACUGCCACGAAUGGCUCCGCCCAGCAGCUGCCCCAGACCAUCAUCAUUGGGGUGCGCAAGGGAGGCACCCGCGCGCUGCUGGAGAUGCUCAGCCUGCAUCCCGACGUGGCGGCCGCAGAAAACGAGGUCCACUUCUUCGACUGGGAGGAGCAUUACAGCCACGGCCUGGGCUGGUACCUCAGCCAGAUGCCCUUCUCCUCCCCGCACCAGCUCACGGUGGAGAAGACCCCUGCUUACUUCACGUCGUCCAAAGUGCCUGAGAGAGUCCACAGCAUGAACCCCUCCAUCCGGCUGCUGCUCAUUCUGCGAGACCCGUCGGAGCGCGUGCUGUCCGACUACACCCAAGUGUUCUACAACCACCUGCAGAAGCACAAGCCCUAUCCGUCCAUCGAGGAGUUCCUGGUGCGCGACGGCCGGCUCAACGUGGAGUACAAGGCGCUCAACCGCAGCCUCUACCACGUACACAUGCAGAACUGGCUGCGCUUCUUCCCGCUGCGUCACAUCCACAUCGUGGACGGCGACCGCCUCAUCAGGGACCCUUUCCCCGAGAUCCAGAAGGUCGAGCGGUUCCUCAAGCUGUCUCCCCAGAUCAACGCCUCGAACUUCUACUUUAACAAGACCAAGGGCUUUUACUGCCUGCGGGACAGUGGCCGGGACCGCUGCUUACACGAGUCCAAAGGCCGGGCGCAUCCCCAAGUCGAUCCCAAGCUACUCAGUAAACUGCAUGAAUAUUUUCACGAGCCAAAUAGGAAAUUCUUUGAGCUCGUCGGCAGAACAUUUGACUGGCACUGAUUUACAAUAAGCUAGGAUCGGAACUUUUCCUAUUGUAACUUCUGGUGUACAUCUAGGGGGGGGAAAGAAUUUUAAAAAGGCAUUUAAGCUAUAAUUUAUUUGUAAAAUCCAUAAAUUACUCCUGUACAGUGUUAGAUUCACAAUUGCCAUAUAUACUAGUUAUAUUUUUCUACUUGUUAAAUGGAGGGCAUUUUGUAUUGUUUUUCAUGGUUGUUAACAUUGUGUAAUAUGUCUCUAUAUGAAGGAACUAAACUAUUUCACUGAAAAAAAAAAGAAAGAUUUUU